This is a messenger RNA of Rhea pennata, 6334 nucleotides long. RefSeq names its product coiled-coil domain containing 78 (gene CCDC78). The coding region runs from base 2648 to 4324 and encodes 558 amino acids. Gene Ontology annotation, cellular component: cytoplasm. The transcript is spliced from 15 exons. Lineage: Eukaryota; Metazoa; Chordata; Aves; Rheiformes; Rheidae. The record is from RefSeq and is a predicted model, not a curated record.
ACCAAAACCCGGUGCGAAGGCGGCAUUUCAGCUCUUCGGGAGGCAUUAAUGGAAAACACACAUUUGCCUUUGUUUCUGCCCUUGAGGGGCGGUGGAGACUCGUGGUUGCCAGGGCGGACUAAAGUGUCGCCACAGCCUGGCCUGUGGCAUAAGCCAGGGCAAAAUUCCCUUGGUGUGUCCAGACCGAGGGAGGAGUGAUCGCUGUUUCGUCUGGUGCUGGCACGAUGGUCGUUUUGCCUCACAGCCGGAGCGCAGAGGCACUGUAGGAUCACAAGUGGUGUAUAUGGGUGUAUGCUGUCGUGCGGCUUCUCAGCAUUGCCUUGUGCUGGGCCGUGGACCUGGGAAGGAGAAGUGAGUUUGUGCAGCCAACAGAGAAAAAGGUUUUGUAAGAAUUUGAAACUCCUGUUCUGCACAACGCCUGCCGUUUCCCAUGUUUUAAUUGUUGCGUUUCCAUGACGUAGAGCAAAAUCAAAAUAGCUGGGUGCACGGAAGCACCCCUGUACAGGUGCUGUGGCAUGGUGGAGCAUGCUGUUUGGCCUCGUGCCUUGGACUUUUUGGGGCCUGGACGAGCUGCAUCUCCAUGAGCUGGGGUCUGCUGAGCUGCCCGGCGACAGGGCAGGGGAGGGGUUGUCUCCAGAGCGCAGAGGCAUGAGCCAGCCUGCCUGUGGGCCCCUGAGUGAGUGUGUGCGCCCGUGACUGACAGUCCUUGGAGGGCAAGGCUUGGGCAGAGAACAGGCAUGAGACAGCGUGUGUCCGGGCACCAGAGCUUCAAAUCAUCUCGUUAGCGUAUCGGAGCACUCGCUGGAGGCUUCCGAAUAUCCCAGUGCCUGUGGGCGGUGUGUGAAUUUGGCUUCCUGCUAGGCAGGGGGUGUGAAGACACUGAAUUCUCCUCAGUGCUUUCAUUACCCUAAUAAAAUUACUUAAGGGCUGUUAAGUUCUCCUGCAGAAAAAUAAGAUAUACUUGCCUGUUCCAUUAGGUUAUCCUUCCCUGAGCCCCCCAAAGCUCUGCCACUUGGUCUCUCUUCUGUGUCUGUUUGUGAAAUCCACCCCGAGGUGUUAGAGAAUCUUUUCCAACCAUCUGGACCAGAUGCCAGUGGUGGAGAGUUGGUACACUCUGCCCAGCAGAAAGCUUAUCAAGAUAGCCCCCUCUCUUCCUCUUCUACAGCCUUAGCUUUGACAGAUACUAAGGAGUUAUUCAAAGCUGCCUUCUUUUUGAGUGUUGUAUCAUCAUAGCUUUUUUUUUGUGUGUGAGAGAAAUUCUUACCUAAACUCGUGCUCAGCAGAAGCAGCAGAGAAAACAGGCUCAAAUGAAAAAAAGACCUUUUACUCCAGGAUUGUCAUUUGCCAGGUUUUCCCAGCAUUAUCCAUUUUGCCUUACAUUCACUGUCAGGAUCUUGUGUGAGAGGUUCUGUUCUAGUAGUUUCAGUUCUGGACACACUUGGGCCCUGUUCAGGCCCAGACAAUCACCAGUUGGUGUCAGCAGCAUUGAAUAGACCAGCACAAACCAGAUACCGCACUCUCUGGGCUAAGCAGAGUUCAACAUACCUCCAACCAUGAGUGAACACUGACUAGCGAGCUGGUACAAAUUCCUUUGAGUCUGCAGUGAGACAAAGUUCAGCUAUGGCAAUGACUGAUAGCGCUAUAAGGGAAGCAGAUCUUCCUUGGAGAACUGCUGGCACCACUCAAUUUAGACAACUUCUUCAUAUGUCCUGGGAGGUCUUUUGAUCUCAGCAUGCAACUACCAUUUGUAGGAGUUUAUCUCAACGUAUGUUUUGUUUUAAAACUCACCCAUUUUUCUGCAGAGCAUCCCUGAUGCUAAGUGAUAGUUUUGGGAGAGUCUUUAAUCAACUGUAUCUUGGUUGAAGCUCAAAGAUGCUGGUACACAUUGGAUUGCUGAUUGGCCUUUCAUAAUUAUGUUACUCUGGAGAUAUUUCUUCUCUGGAGAUACUCAAGGCCCGUCUGGAUGCAACCCUGUCUAACAUGCUCUAGGUGACCCUGCUUGAGCGGGGGGGUUGGACUAGAUGAUCUCCAGAGGUCCCUUCCAACCUUACUGAUGCUAUGAUUCUAUGAUACUCUCUUUCCUUGAUGACGUAGGAUAUUCAAGUACUGUAGAGAUGAGGAAAAAAAUUGCACGAAAGCAAGUUGAUAGAUGUUACUGGACAGUCUUGAAACCAAUGGCUUGAUUUGUGGGAGAGAGGCCUGAGUUGUGAAAUUUAUAUCCAGAUCUGAAGUUCUCUAAAGAACCCUGCAACGGAGACUGAGGCCAUUCCUAUAAGCAUGGAUUUGAGGUUUAGACCUAUGUGUAAUGUAAAUGCAGUAGUGCUUCUCGGGAGGCUGUAUUACUUCACUGGGGGUGUUCUGAUAAGCUUGUUUAAAGUAUCUGCUCUGUGCUAUUUUAGGAAUAUGGAUAUGUCCUGAAAAGUGUCACUUCUCUUCCUCUAACAUUGCCUGGAGUGAGUAUAGUAAUUUACUCCACCUUAAGAUCAAGGUGGAUGCCACACCCUCUAACAACCAAAGUUGAUAGCAACCUGGCUUCUGCUGUACCUAGAGAAAAAAGUUGCUGUCGCAGAGAUCUUUAGAUCCUUCCUUUGCUCUUCAGUCACUGCCUGCAAAGAUCCUGGCCUUCAAGCACUAAGCCUAUGAACACAUGGAUUUUGGAAGUGCUACAGGGAACGAGAGCGUGCAGUUGCAAGAUAGGAAUGAGAGGCUGUACAUGAAGCUUGGAGACAUGCAGGAGAGGAUGGGGAAGCUGGCUGGCUCCAAAACAGAUUUGUCAGCCAGACUGGUCUUCAGUGAAGAGGAAAAAUUGAAGAUUUCCAAAGACCUUGUUGAUCUCCAGAUUGAGACAAACAAAAUGAGGGAGCAGUAUGAAACAGAGAACUUUGAACUGAAAAAUAUGAUCCUGGCCCUGGAGAACCGUGUGCUGGAGCUGGAGCUCUCCAGUGAGAAAGUCAGAGGGGAGCGGGAUGCCUUGCAGGAACAUCUGCACGCUGUGGAGACCAAUCGGAAGGAGCUGGCAGAUGAGUACAUCAUUUUGAAGAGCAAUUACUUGGCACUAGGCAAAGAACUUGACCAGGAGGUCAUGAAGAAUGAAGAGCUCAGCCUAGAACUGCUCAACCUGGCCAAUGCCAGGAGCAGCCUUCCCCACGCACAAGACAACCGCUACCACUCCCACGCCAGGGACAACAACUCCUCUGCUGAGCUGGAAAGAGUGCGUGCAAUGGUUCACCGUCUCUCUGCUCGAAAGGUGAAGCCAGAAGAUGUAGUUGCCUCUGAGCAUGAGCGGCGAAAGCUGGAGAGAAAUUUGCUUGGAAACCAAGAUCACGUAAAAGUGGAGCUUGAAAAAAUGAAGAAAACCUAUGAUUCACAGCAGCAGAAGCUGGAAGAGAGAGUGAUCACCAUGGGGAAGGAGCUGCAAGAGGCGAAGAGAGCAAUCCACGACACCCAGCACAAACUGGCAGAGCAGUCAGCAGUGCUGCUCACCUCCCAGAGCCAGCUCCAAGAGGUGGAGGCGGAGAACUCCCGGCUGCAGCUCAGGCUGAAGAAGUUGAACGAGGAGUAUCGCUCCCGGCUCACACAAUACAUCAAGGACUUGGCGGACUACAUGGACAGCAAAUCCAGCAACCUGAAGGGGCCUAGCAAAGGCCCGGCUAAUGAUGCUCACAUGAAACGCUUUGUGGACAGCAUGCUGAAGGAUAUCAAGGCUUCGCACAAGUCCCGGGAAGAGCAGCUAGCUGGAGCGGCUCGUGGCUACAAGAAACGCAUGAGAAACUUAGUCAAGAAGCAUGAAAACCUGCUGAUUGCUUACAGGAUGCAGCGAGAGCAGAUCCAGUCCCUAGGCAGCAGUGAUAUGGACUCUGGCCCUGCUGAAUUCCACUUUUCCGUCACAGACCCAGAGCUGCUGACAAACACAACCCAGGAGUUAAACCGGCUGCGAGAGGAUAAAGCAAAACUGGAGAUGCAAUUGCAUGAAUUGCAGGAGAAGAAAAGACUGAAAGAAACCUCUGGCUUUGGGUUGUCCCCUGAGCAGAAGCUGGAUGAAGAGGGCUGGGAAGAGGUCAGGAAGCAGCUCCGGGAGUUCACGCAUACCACCCAGGAGGAUUUGGAGACAGAGAGAAGCCAGCUGCUGACUCGGGCAGUCGUGGCAGAGGAACAGGUGUCAGAGCUGCAGGAAUACAUCGAUAAGCAUCUUGCAAGGUAUAAGCAGGAGAUCCUCCGGUUAAGAAAACUCGUUGGCAGUGAAGUACCACGUGCACUCAGUGCUGGGGCCACUGAUACUCACUUACUGCAGAGAUCCAAAAGGACCAUCAGCCGUGAAAUAUAGCUCUUCCCAGUGCCUCCAAGAAGCAGCAGAACUGGAGGAAGGUGCAAGGCUUAAAAGCUUUCUGUUCUGUGGACUGGCCAAGGCAAGCAUUCAUCCCCUGGCUGAGCGCUGGGACACACAGAGAAGGAAACCACGUGGGUGUUCUUGGUCUCAAAUUAACAGUACUAAAAUGGGACAAGACAACUGUGUCUUGUCUAUCCUCUGACCCUUUAGCUGUAGGAAUAGUUCUGAAGUUCCCUGAGCACAUCACAACUGGGGACACAAGGUCAAUUUCCCAGGCAGCUUUUUACUGCAUAACUGCAGUGACAGGUUCCCACUCUUGCCUUCUGCUAGGAUGGUGUGAUAAUAUUUCUGCUAGGUCAGACCCAGAGCAAAGCACUCUUGAGUCUAAGGGCUAACUCUGCUUCUGCCUCUGCUCCCUUCUGAGCUUGUGAGGGAUGAGACCAGGGAUGGUUCAACCUAAACUUUGUUUCUAAGAAGUUAAACAAAGGGGAUCAGCUGCUCUUUCACAGUGGGAAAACAUUAUUUCUGUGUUUGGUAGAGAGCUGGACACAUGCCAUCUGGAGCCCUCUUACAAGGGACUUCAGAGCAAAGCUUGUGGCAAGGGGCACACUGACUCCAGAAUCACCUUGCAGCUCAAAAGCAGAGCAAAUGUCUCAAAGAAAGAACUGUCCAAAUAUUUAUUGCAAAAAAUUAAUCUCGAAUAAACUAACAAACUACAGAAAGAGGCACUAACGAUUUAGCCCUUAAAGCCUGUAACUCUAGGAUUUCUAGAUUUGAUUCCCUUCUUUGUUCUCCAAAACUGAUCAGACUUUGGAAAACAAGGAGGGGCUGUGAUCCUGCGAGUCUCCAGGACAGUCUGCCAAAGAAUCACUCUCAUCCCCCCAUUCACUGCUCUCCUGGACCGCUGAGCUGAGACUGGUUUGGAGAGGCUUGGACAGUGUCUCCGAUCCCUACUCAUUUUUAGCUGGUGAGCCUUAAAAUGCUGUGCUCUGAAUGAGCUGCCCAUUAGACCGGGCUUCCCUCCAUGCUGCUCUGUGCUGCUUGCCGCACCUUCUUCAUGUCAUAGGCCCACACUUGAUCCAGCCCCUUGCCAAUGGUGCUUGUUGGGGUCCAGGAUGGGAAGGGGAAGCGUCCAGCCACCACUCGGGCCUCAUCUGGGAGUUCUGCAAGGAGCUUGGCAGCUAGGGGAGGUUUCUGGGGAGACAGAGAGAUAGCCAAAGCCAAAAGGCCUUAGAAAAUAAUCAGCUACUUCCAGUGACUCUGCAGCACAGCACCGUACCACACACUCUGCCUAGGCUGUCUGGCCGCUAUUGGGGAUGAAUUCAGCACAGGGAAACGGUGAUGAGGGCAGCCUGAAACACCAGUGCCUGUGGUUCUGCAUUCCGAGAUGGUCGCUCUCUGAAAGGUAACUUAGUGUCCCAAGAAAAUGUGUUUUCCUGGAGCAUCUCCACCUGGAGACGCAGCCGCAUACAGCUUCCUUAUGGUAGUGUCACCAGGGAAUAUAAAACAGCCUUCUUGGCACACUCUCAACCUGGUUAGCGGGUCCCAAACAGACAGCAUUGGCUGAAGCAGGGCUGGUUCUAGCCCUACACAUAGCCGAGACCAGGAACAAAUUCAGGUGAUGCUGAGCAACUCCUUACAUGCAGUGAAGCCCACAUGUAUUUCCAGUUCUCAGCACUACAGAAGACUCAGUUCUUUGCUUGCAUUUUGUGGCACUGAGACUCAUUUUGCAGUGUUGACUGUAACAGGUGUUCAAAGUGAUCAGUAAGAGUGCCAGAUAACGAGCACCGCAGGGGAUGUGAGGACAGUGCUCCCACAAGGGUCCCUCAGGAUGAAAUGUGGAAGAAGGUCCCAGAACAGGGUCGUGUCCAUCAGCUACAGGGAGCAGGCUGCAUUGUCAAAAACACACUCCAAUUUGGCUUUUUAUUCCAAUGUGUGAUUUUGUUUUUCUUUACCUCUAAUCUCUCUAUUUUUGGCCUUAUUUUUUAAAGACCGUUUGCCAAUGUU